Tripterygium wilfordii is the source of this 1759-nucleotide messenger RNA. RefSeq names its product zinc-finger homeodomain protein 4-like. Gene Ontology annotation, molecular function: DNA-binding transcription factor activity; transcription cis-regulatory region binding. Gene Ontology annotation, cellular component: nucleus. The record is from RefSeq and is a predicted model, not a curated record. Bases 751 to 1608 code for a protein of 285 amino acids. The transcript has a single exon. NCBI's taxonomy places the organism in Eukaryota, Viridiplantae, Streptophyta, Magnoliopsida, Celastrales, Celastraceae. Gene Ontology annotation, biological process: regulation of DNA-templated transcription; regulation of developmental process.
CUCUUUCAAAAUUUUGCAUUGUCUCCAAACCUUAUAUCUCUUACGAAAGCUGUCUUUUAUGCUGUGGAUGAUGUCUAAGCUUGUGGUUUCCGCAGAGAAGUUGAUUUAGUAAGUAAAUUUUCUUGAAACCUGUUUUGUUUUGUUUUUUUGUUUUUUUUGUCUUCCUCUUGCUCUCUCUUCACUAGUGUUCAAUUAGAUAUGAACAGUGUUCAUAUCUAAUCCACCAUUAUCUGUCAUACGAGUCUCUUGUAGAGUGUUGAUUCUCUCCUUCUCUCACUCACUCACUUUCAAGGAAUUAAUUGAAAUGUGUGAGGAAUGAAAUUGAAUGUGUGGUGUUUUUGCUAACCUCUUCCGUUUGAUUUGCAUGGCCUUUUGAUCUAGAGGGAUUAAUAAGCCUUGUGAUGAUUAUAAAGAAGUUUAAAGCUCUAUCUUCCUCAAUUUUUUGAAGUGGGUCAUCCUUCUUUUCGAAUUAGAAAGAGAAAUUAAGAGGAAUUAAUUCAUGGUUUUUUUUUUAAAAAAUUUCUAGGUGUGUUUUGUGCUUCUAAAAGAGUGGACAAGUUUGACAAAAUUAAAAAUAAAUAAUUCCUAGGUAUUUUAAGAAAGCAACCCACUUCCAAUUUCAAUCAUUUAAGGCCCAUCUUGUUCGUAUAAGUUGUUAACUCUAUUCUUCUCUCCAUCUUUUGGUCUCCAAACAACCAAACCGAAAAAAAAACCCACAUAAAUCAUCAUUAACAACCCUAAAAAGAGGUCAUGGAACUUUCUAGUCAAGAAGGAGGAGACAUCCCAAUUCCAAUAAACACAGCAUUUGAUGUUGGCCACAUGAUUCACCACCAUGAUCAUAAUCUUCCUAAUUCCUCCAAUGGCCCCUCCAUACCCACAAGCCUAAACCAUCAUCAUCAUGACCAUGCCAACAACAAUCAUGUGCCUUACAAGAAGAUUGUGAGGUACAGAGAGUGCUUGAAGAAUCAUGCAGCAACAAUGGGAGGAAAUUCCACGGAUGGGUGUGGAGAGUUCAUGCCAAGUGGAGAAGAAGGCACCAUUGAAGCACUCACUUGCUCAGCUUGCAAUUGCCACAGAAACUUCCACAGAAAAGAAGUAGAAGGUGAGCCCUCCUCCUCCUCUUGGGUAGGAAGGAAACUUCUUCUUGGGCAUCCCCACCAUAAGAACCUUUUGGGCCAUGAAACUCCUCUUGGGUACCCAACUUUUAUAUCCUCAAGAGCAGCACCAACACCACACCAAAUGAUAAUGUCCUACAACAACAAUGUUGGGUCAAUGUUGCCUUCAGAAUCUGAUGAACAGGAAGAUAUUAUUGGUGGUGGUAGCAGACAACCUCAUCAUCAUCAUCAUCAGCUUGUGAAGAAGAGGUUCAGGACAAAGUUCACACAAGAACAGAAGGAGAAAAUGUUGAGUUUUGCUGAGAAAGUUGGGUGGAAAAUACAAAAACAAGAAGAAAGUGUUGUACAACAAUUCUGCCAAGAGGUUGGAGUCAAGAGAGAAGUUCUCAAGGUUUGGAUGCACAAUAACAAGCACAAUCUUGCAAAGAAGAUCAACGACAACAACACUAAUAUUGUUGCUACUGCUGCUGCUACUACUACUUAUUCUGCAUAGAGUUAAAUUGAAGACAAAAAUUCUCUCUUUAUACCUUCUUAAUUAUUUUGUUGCCUUAACCCACCUUAUAAUUAAUAUUGUUAGGUUUAAGUACUUACUUUCCCUACCCUAUCUUUAUUAUUAUUAUUAUUUUGGUUUUGGCAUUGUCUCA